This is a messenger RNA of Medicago truncatula (barrel medic), 3651 nucleotides long. Its product is annotated as TMV resistance protein N. The record is from RefSeq and is a predicted model, not a curated record. Gene Ontology annotation, molecular function: ADP binding; ATP hydrolysis activity. The transcript has 5 exons. Bases 115 to 3429 code for a protein of 1104 amino acids. Gene Ontology annotation, biological process: defense response; signal transduction. NCBI's taxonomy places the organism in Eukaryota, Viridiplantae, Streptophyta, Magnoliopsida, Fabales, Fabaceae.
AGCUGCAAAAGUGAAACCACGUUGCUAUUUAAUUUUUUCAAUCUUGUUUUAUUAUAUUAUUACAAUCACAUUCACACACUCAUAGUCUUCUUACUUCCUCUUUCUUCUCUACUCAUGGCUCUUCAAUCUUUCAUCUCCUCAUCCUCCUCUUCCCUCUCCUAUGGGUUUACCUAUGAUGUCUUCCUUAGUUUUAGAGGUAGUGACACUCGUUAUGGUUUUACUGGAAAUCUCUACAAAGAUCUUUGUAAGAAGGGAAUUCGCACCUUCAUUGAUGACAGAGAACUUCCAGGAGGUGACAAAAUAACACCAUCACUUUUCAAGGCCAUUGAAGAGUCUAGGAUUUUCAUUCCUGUCUUGUCUAUCAAUUAUGCUUCUUCUUCAUUUUGCUUGGACGAACUUGUCCACAUCAUUCACUGCUGCAAGAAAAAUGGACGCCUAGUUUUGCCAAUUUUCUAUGAUGUGGAACCUUCUAACGUGAGACAUCAGAUUGGCAGUUAUGGUAAAGCACUGGCUGAGCAUAUUGAGAAGUUCCAAAAUAGCACGGAUAACAUGGAGAGGUUGCAGAAAUGGAAGAGUGCUCUAACUCAAACAGCUAACUUCUCUGGCCACCAUUUCAGUUCUAGGAAUGGAUAUGAAUACGAGUUUAUUGAGAAGAUAGUAAAAUAUUUAUCCAGCAAAAUCAAUCGUGUUCCUCUAUAUGUUGCUGAUUACCCUGUUGGUCUCGAGUCUAGGGUCCUAAAAGUAAAUAAAUUUCUUGAUGUCGGAUCUACUGGUGUAGUUCAUAUGCUAGGGAUCUAUGGGACUGGUGGAAUGGGAAAGACAACACUUGCAAGAGCAGUUUAUAAUUCCAUAGCUGAUCAAUUUGAUUGUUUAUGUUUUCUUCACGAUGUAAGGGAAAAUUCAACUAAAUAUGGUUUAGAGCAUCUACAGGAAAAGCUCCUUUCCAAAUUAGUUGAAUUGGACAUUGAGUUGGGAGAUAUCAACGAGGGAAUUCCAAUAAUAAAGAAAAGGCUUCACCGAAACAAGGUUCUGCUAAUUCUCGAUGAUGUUCACGAACUGAAGCAAUUGCAGGUUUUAGCUGGAGGACUUGAUUGGUUCGGUCCUGGUAGUAGAGUGAUCGUUACCACUCGAGACAGACAUUUGCUAAAAAGUCAUGGGAUUGAAAGAGCAUAUGAAUUACCUAAGUUAAAUGAGACCGAAGCUCUUGAAUUGUUGAGGUGGAAUUCUUUCAAAAAUAACAAGGUGGAUUCAAAUUUCGAUGGUGUUUUACGGUGUGCAGUAACUUAUGCUUCUGGCCUUCCAUUGGCUUUAGAAGUAGUGGGUUCAAACUUAUUUGGAAAUAAUAUAGGAGAAUGGAAAUCUGCAUUAGAUCGGUAUAGAAGGAUUCCGAUUAAAAAGAUACAGGAGAUACUUAAAGUAAGCUUUGAUGCUUUGGAGAAAGAUGAGCAGAAUGUUUUUCUCGACAUUGCUUGCUGCUUCAAAGGAUAUAAUUUGAAAGAACUUGAAGAUAUACUUUAUGCUCAUUAUGGUAACUGCAUGAAAUAUCAAAUCAGUGUGUUGGAUGAAAAAUCUCUCAUAAAGAUCAACAGGUACGAGGGGAAUUAUGUUGUGACGUUACAUUUCUUGAUAGAGAAAAUGGGUAAAGAAAUUGUCAAUGAAAAAUCUCCAAAUGAGCCUGGAAGACAUAGCAGGUUGUGGUUCCAUAAAGAUAUAAUUGAUGUCUUAGAAGAAAAUCAGGGAUCAAGUGAAAUUGAAAUUAUAUAUUUGGAAUUCCCGUCAUCUGAGGAAGAGGUGGUAGAUUGGGAGGGAGAUGAACUGAAGAAGAUGGAAAACCUCAAAACACUUAUUGUUAAGAAUGGUACCUUUUCCAAUGGUCCAAAAUAUCUUCCAAACAGUCUGAGAGUAUUGGAAUGGCCUAAAUAUCCUUCACCGGUCAUACCAUCUGAUUUUUGCCCAAAGAAACUUUCUAUAUGCAAGCUACAACAAAGUGACUUUAUUUCAUUUGGGUUUCAUGGCACAAUGAAGAGGUUUGGGAAUGUAAGAGAGUUAAAUCUAGACGACUGUCAAUAUUUAACACGGAUUCACGACGUCUCGAAUCUCCCAAAUUUAGAAAUAUUUUCAUUUCAAUUUUGUAAGAAUUUAAUUGAAAUUCAUGAAUCUGUUGGGUUCCUAAAUAAACUUCAAAUCUUGAAUGCUGUCAAUUGCAGCAAGCUUAGGAGUUUCCCAGCUAUGAAGUCCGCCUCUCUUCGAAGAUUGGGGCUUGCAUAUUGUACGAGUCUUAAGACUUUUCCAGAAAUAUUAGGAGAGAUGAAGAAUAUAACUCAUAUUUCUUUGAUGAAAACUUCCAUUGACAAAUUGCCAGUUUCAUUUCAAAAUCUCACGGGGCUGCAAAUCUUUUUUAUAGAAGGAAAUGUAGUGCAAAGGUUGCCAAGUAGCAUUUUUAGAAUGCCAAAUCUGUCAAAGAUUACUUUUUACCGUUGCAUAUUUCCCAAACUAGAUGAUAAAUGGAGUUCCAUGGUGUCUACAAGCCCAACAGAUAUCCAACUGGUAAAAUGCAACUUGUCAGAUGAAUUUCUUCCAAUAGUUGUCAUGUGGUCUGCGAAUGUAGAAUUUUUAAACCUAUCAGAAAACAAUUUCACAAUUCUUCCAGAAUGCAUCAAAGAUUGUCGCUUUUUAUGGUCUCUUAGGUUGGAUGAUUGCAAGUGCCUUAGAGAAAUUAGAGGGAUUCCACCAAAUUUAAAACACUUGUCUGCAAUACGCUGCAAAUCAUUGACUUCCUCGUGCAAAAACAUGCUAUUGAAUCAGGAACUGCAUGAGGCUGGAGGAACCAAAUUUUGUUUUUCAGGAUUUGCAAGGAUUCCAGAUUGGUUUGAUCACCAAAGCAUGGGACAUACAAUUUCUUUUUGGUUUCGUAACAAGCUCCCUUCCAUGGCUCUCUGUUUUUCUACUAAAUCAGCUGCUACAAUGCCCACGGGAAAGACUAAUUUUUAUAUCACAAUACCCACUCUAUUCAUCAAUGGCAAUAAAUAUGAUCGUCUAGAUAUGAGCGGUAUAAUGUCGACUCAUCAUACAUAUUUGUAUGACAUAAAUCUGAGAAAACUUGAUCAACAUCCCUUCAUGAAGGACUCCAUACUUCUAGAAAAUGAGUGGAAUCAUGCAGAGAUUAUAUGUGAACAUCAGGAGGUGGAACCAAUAACAGAAAUUGGAAUCCAUUUUUACAAAGAGCAAAAUAACAUGGAUGAUAUUCAAUUCACCAAUCCUUAUGAAAAGAUAAAAUUAAAUGAUGAUGAUGGUGAUGAUUUUUUUUAUGACGUUGAUGAUGUUCUUGAUGAUGAUAAUAAUGAUGUCUUUUAUGAUGUUAUUGAUGUUCUUGAUGAUGAUGAUGAUAAGGAUGUUCUUGGUGAUGAAGACGACCACCAUUCACAAUAGUUCAGGCCAAUCACAAGAGCAUAGAUAAAUGGAAUCAUUCAUUGGAUGAUAUUGUGAAUGAUGAAUCAAUGACCACCGUGUCAACACAAAAUAAUGUAAAUAUCUAAUUUUAAUUCUGUGUGCUUAUUUAUUAUGUUACAUAUUAUCAUUAGGGUUUUUCUAUCAUGUGCAAAUUUGCACAUGAUAAACUCAAAUAAGACAAUUCUAUAUAUUUAGAUAUAA